AAAGACUGAUCGGUCGAAUUAAAUACGCAAAAAAAAACAUUUGAAUAUAUCCAAGAGAUAAUAAAUGUAAUGUAGUACAUAAAUAGUUAAUAGUGACAUUUCAACUUCUAAUGUGUGUUUUUAUGUGGACAAUACAAGAGCCUUUCUACUCAACUCUUUGUUACUCUGACCUUACACUCAUGUGACACACUGACGCAUUAUCAAUUACACACACAUACAUUUAUAACGUAAUAUGUCUGUUUCUAUAUAUUAAUGAGCUUUUGCUUCUGCUAAGUUUCUAUCCAAUAUGUUUUGUGCAUCGCAAGCAUCGACGGCUACCGCUAGCCAUGACGAACGGAGCGUUGCAGCUCGAGCCAUCGACCGUCAUAAUCCCAUUAUCAAAGAUGGUCGGAGAUCUUUCACGGCACCUUGCUCUUCCGGCGACGACUACAUUGCACCAUACCGUCAGCUUUCGAAAGUUACGAGGAUACCCUCCACCUCCGGUGAAGGGAAGAUGAUUCAGGUGGUGGAGAAAGGAAGAAAGAGCACUUCAGGGUCGUUGCUGAAGCUCAGUGAUAACAUCAGCUUAGCGAGGAAGAGUUUUGGAUGUGUUGCGGGACCUGCGUGUGACGUUACUGAAAGCACACCUCCUGGUUCUACUAGGUAUCUUCUUGGAUCCGAACCGGUUUCUUCGGGUAAGGAUACGGUUGUAACGGAGGAGGGUGAACCUUCUUUGGCGAAGAGAGGCACUGGUGCUGCCGACGAAGAUAAGAAGAAGACUUCUUCUGGUUCAGACCAGGUGGUUGUUCUUAGAGUGUCUCUUCACUGUCAUUGCAGAGGCUGUCAAGGCAAAGUGAAGAAACAUUUAUCUAGAAUGCAAGGUGUGACAUCUUUCAGCAUAGAUUUUGCAUCAAAGAAGGUAACUGUGACUGGAGACGUCACUCCCUUGGAAGUACUAGGCUGCCUCUCAAAGGUCAAAAAUGCCCAAUUCUGGACACCACCUCCUCCACCUCCAUCAUCACUCCCAAGGGCAACUCUUGAAAACUAAAAACCACACUCAUUAUUGUAUUUCUAUUUCUCUUUCUCCCAUUUGUUUGAAUCAAAUCAAUGGUAAAGGUUUAGACUUAACCUACUUCAUUUUCAUUGUUCAUUAAGAAAGACCAAAACUUCCAGAUGAUGAUUGAUGCUUGUUUAUUCAUUACCUAAUGUGAUGAAACUAUCAUUACAUAUUA
Molecule: messenger RNA, 1211 nt
Organism: Brassica rapa (field mustard)
Lineage: Eukaryota; Viridiplantae; Streptophyta; Magnoliopsida; Brassicales; Brassicaceae
Product: protein SODIUM POTASSIUM ROOT DEFECTIVE 3
Molecular function (GO): metal ion binding
Source: RefSeq, a predicted model, not a curated record